AUGUCACAACAAAAAAGUGGAAGAAGUUUUGGAUUCAUGAAACCAUUUAUGAGGCUGUGCAUGUGUUUCCAAGCGGCGGUGGAAGGAGAUCAACGUGGAAAGUCUAAGACAUUGUCACGGAGGACCAGUUCGGUUUACUCGGUGAAGUCAUCUCCGGUUAAUUCUUCUGGUUGUAGUCCGAUGGUAGACGAAGAAAGAGAUGAGAAGAUUAAAGAAGUUAUUCUCUAUUGUAAGAUGAAUUCUCCACUUAAUUUCCCUUGA
Messenger RNA from Arabis nemorensis, 261 nucleotides. NCBI's taxonomy places the organism in Eukaryota, Viridiplantae, Streptophyta, Magnoliopsida, Brassicales, Brassicaceae. The record is from the annotation of a GenBank genome assembly.